GUCUCACAAUGCCAACAACUUUUUUUUGAAAUCAGCAAUUAAGAACUUGUUACAGCAACUAAAACCGGAUAUUUUAUCGAAAAUCGGAGAAAUGAUAUUAUAACCUAACCCAUCAAAAUUUAGACACAAACACAGACCUCGUAAAUACAUCUAAAGAGUCUUGGAAGAAACAUGUUACAAUACGCGUGCUUCAUUUGUGUUACAUUGUUAGCAAGUAUUCAUUGCAUAUCAUGCCUAGAAGCUAGUGUCGAAGUAGAAGUACCAAUAUCUGUGAAAGUAGGUAACAGUGCAACUCUUGUUUGUAACUUGAAACCAAAAAACGAGAAAGAUCAUCUCAGUAAUGUACGCUGGUGUAAAGAAAAUGAAGAAUUCUAUCGUUUUUCCCCAGAUGACACACCGCAAAAAACAACGUCUAAUAUUCCUGGUAUAGUUGUUGUAGAAGAAAGCUCAGAUAAAAAGGUAGUGUUAAGUAAUUUGCAAAAGGAACUUACAGGAAACUAUACCUGUGAGGCCAGUUGGACGACACCAAGCACCGUGACUGCUAAGGAUUCGAAAGAAAUGUAUGUAAUGGACGAAUUAAAAGGUGAUAUUCUCCUAGAAGGUACAUCUCCCCUUCGUAGUACGGAUAAGUUGUUUGGAGUAUGUGUUAGUCCUGCAUCUCAAGUUACCCCAAAAUUUACAUGGCUUUUAAAUGGAGAACAGGUUUCUAGUGAGGAGUCUCAACCAGCCACCAAAAAUAAUAAAGAUCCGAACCGUUUUAUCGCUUACCUAAAAUGGACGAAUGGAGUUUCGUUCGUAGAUGGUAAGGCCAACCUAACUUGUGUUGUUGAAGUAGAUGGCGUUUAUAACGCUCAAAAAACGGUUAUAUUGAAAAGCUUUUAGUAAGCGUAGGACAGUUUGAUGACUAUAUCCAAUGACAUGUGGAAGUCCAAUAACAAUCAAUAUGAGUAUGGCAACAUAUCCCUUUCAAAAAUUAUUAUGGGUACCUACCUACUCUUUUAAACAUUUAUGUAUUUAAUAAUAUUAGUAAAUUACAUAGGAAAA
Messenger RNA from Diabrotica virgifera virgifera (western corn rootworm), 1044 nucleotides. RefSeq lists its product as uncharacterized. Lineage: Eukaryota; Metazoa; Arthropoda; Insecta; Coleoptera; Chrysomelidae. The transcript has 6 exons. The record is from RefSeq and is a predicted model, not a curated record. Bases 172 to 882 code for a protein of 236 amino acids.